This is a messenger RNA of Strongylus vulgaris, 400 nucleotides long. The record is from the annotation of a GenBank genome assembly. NCBI's taxonomy places the organism in Eukaryota, Metazoa, Nematoda, Chromadorea, Rhabditida, Strongylidae.
AAAAUUUGGAUGAAAUUUCCAAUAGCCCACCACCCACCAGCUUACUUUCAACAUUCUUCAAAGCUAUGCAAUGGAAAGCCGUUCCUGAUAGGCGCCAUCCCCUGACGGCAUACCGUGCACGUACCCCAUUGGCAAUGGUAACAGCACCAUAUCACACCAAUAUUCAGUACAGACUAGAAGACCAACCAUUCCGUAAAUACGACGUCUUUGGUCUACGCACAUGGAGCUAUCCAAUAUACAAGUACAUAUAUGGACGAGAUCAAGACUAUCGAAGGCCAUACUCGUACAGUUCAUUCAAUAGAACGUACGGCACAACUUCCCUCUAUACACCACCGCAGUUGACACCAGAAAGCCGUCCAAUCACAUCACGACGCGGUUUUUCUUUUAAAAUAUUUUAAAA